AUGAGUAUCGAUAGGAGGAAGGCUGUUCUUUUUGGCACAGCCGUUGCUGUUCGACUUCUGUUAUUUGCAUCUUUUCCGGGUCUUCCAGAUCUGUUGACAGCGCGGGUCGAGAUAUCUACGCCAGUAACAAGUUUCAAGAGAUUACAAGAGGGUCUCUUUCUUUAUAAUCACAAUGUUUCUCCAUACGAUGGCGGUGUCUAUCAUCAGGCUCCAUUGUUCCUCCCCCUCUUCUCUCUCCUCCCCAGCUCUUCGAUAUACCCCGCGUUUACGUAUUUACUAUACAUAUGGGCGGACCUUUUGAGCGCGAAUGCUUUGAUCAAUAUAGCAGAAUCUGGGGAAGCAGGGAAGUCGAGGCUUUUUACAUCCCCUAGAAAGGACAAACGGUGGACCAGUUUCGCCAUUGCUGCUGCUUUUCUUUUCAAUCCAUUCACUAUCGCAACAUGUAUUGGCCGUCCAACAAGCAUAUUUACAACUUGUGCUAUCCUCUAUGCCAUCUCGAAAGCAUUGGUUGGCGCCUCUUAUACCUCGAUGUUCGCCAUAGCAUUCGCAGCAUACCUCUCUAUGUACCCCAUACUUCUGUUCCCUCCUCUGGCUCUGUUAUGCUAUGAUCGCCAACGUCCUAGCAAGCGCCAAGAGUCUUUACCAUUAUUUAUUGCGACCAAUGCGGUAGCCGUGAGUGGGUAUUUAUACUCACUUCUACACAUGUCGUACAUAAUCACAGGGUCUUGGGAAUUCUUAUCAUCCACCUAUGGUGUCCAACUACUGCUUCCAGAUCUUACGCCGAAUGUUGGACUUUGGUGGUACUUUUUUAUCGAAAUGUUUGACUCCUUUAGGUCAUUCUUUCUCGGUGUAUUUUGGCUACACCUCUCCUCAUACGUUGGAGGCUUGACCAUCCGCGUGAGACGCCAGCCUCUUUUUGUGCUCACAAUACUUCUUGGGAUCUUCGCGAUUUUCAAGCCAUACCCAUCGAUAUCCGAUACUUCAUUAUUUUUAGGAAUGCUUCCGGUCUACAGCCACUUGUUUCCAUUGAUGCGAUAUACCUUCUUGGCUUCCUCGACUGUGUUGUAUGCAACAUUGCUAGGUCCUGCUUUUUAUUACCUAUGGAUUUAUGCUGGAAGUGGAAAUGCCAAUUUCUUCUAUGCAAUCACGCUCGUAUGGAGCCUUGGCUGGAGUGUCUUGGUGGUUGCGGAUUUACUCUAUGCCGUGCUCAGGGACGAAUGGGAGGUUGAACGACCGGAAAUGAAGGGUAAGGAGAUCAGGCAAAUAUAA
Messenger RNA from Sclerotinia borealis F-4128, 1269 nucleotides. Lineage: Eukaryota; Fungi; Ascomycota; Leotiomycetes; Helotiales; Sclerotiniaceae. The record is from the annotation of a GenBank genome assembly.